Messenger RNA from Capronia coronata CBS 617.96, 1302 nucleotides. RefSeq lists its product as uncharacterized. The transcript has 2 exons. NCBI's taxonomy places the organism in Eukaryota, Fungi, Ascomycota, Eurotiomycetes, Chaetothyriales, Herpotrichiellaceae. The record is from RefSeq and is a predicted model, not a curated record. Bases 1 to 1302 code for a protein of 433 amino acids. Gene Ontology annotation, biological process: amino acid metabolic process; biosynthetic process. Gene Ontology annotation, molecular function: transaminase activity; pyridoxal phosphate binding.
AUGGUCCACAUAUCUCAAAGAGCUCUGUCGAACCUCGUACCCAGCAAACUCCACGAAAUUCGGUCCCAUUGUUUCCACAAUCAAUAUGACAGGGACCUCAACCCAGAAGGCAUCGUGGCCUUGGCCGUGGCCGAGAACAAGUUGAUGCGUGACGAAAUCGUCCAGCAUAUCAACAUGCACAUGAACAUCAAGCCGGUCCAUCUAACGUACGGUGAAGGACCGGCGGGCUCCUCAGCCCUGCGCAGCGCGGUAGCCUCGUUCGUGACCGAAGUCUUCCGUCCCUCCAUGGAGAUUACAGAGAAGCACAUCUGCAUCUGCAACGGAGCAGGCAGUGCGGUGGACGAUCUGGCCUUCUGCAUCGGGGAACCCGGGGAAGGGAUCUUGGUCGGUCGACCGCUAUACGUCGGGUUCUUCCCAGACAUUGAGGCUCGGGCAAAGGUGAAAUCCGUACUAGUCGACUUUGGCGCAGGCGUGAAUCCAACGUCCGCCGCAGCCGUCACAGCGUAUGAAGACGCCUACCACCGUUCAAACUCGGCAGGGGUGCCCAUCCGUGCCAUUCUCAUCUCAAGCCCACACAAUCCACUCGGUCGACCCUACGAGACCGAGUUCCUCGCGGGCAUUCUCCGCUUGUGUUCGAAGUACAGCAUCCACCUGAUUUCGGACGAGGUAUAUGCGCGUUCGCACUUCCCCAGUACCGACAUCCCGCACCCGCCGCCGUUUGUGUCAGUCCUUUCGUUCCCACUGCAUGAAUAUAUUGACUCGGAACUCGUGCAUGUGAUAUAUGCUAUGAGCAAGGACUUUUGCGCCAACGGGGUGCGAAUCGGCGCCGUGAUCUCUCCUGGCGCUGCCAAUCAGCUUACAGGAAGAGGAAACGGUAAAGGAGGCAGUGCUGUUGGAGGAAGCGCUCUCCUCAAGUCCUUCCGCGCCAUCGCCAGCUUCACCCGCGCCUCUCAACUCGCCGAACACGCCUGGCUCAAUCUCCUCACCGACCGACCCUUUCUGGACUGGUACUUCCCUCUAUUCCAGACCCGGAUGACCGAUGCCUAUGAAUACACUGUGUCGAGACUUCGGGAGAAUCAUAUCCCUUACAACUCGGCCAGUGUCACCAGCUUUAUCUGGAUCGACCUAUCACAUUACUUGCGCGAAGAUAGUCAGGACGCUGAGCUCGAGUUGAAUUGGCGCAUGGCUCGUGGCGGGGUCUGGUUGGCCAUGGGUGCUAGUUUCGGGAGUGAGCGAAAUGGCAAUUUCAGAUUGACUUUUGCUACGCCGAGAGAGGAAUUGACGUUGGGAUUGGAUAGGUGA